ACGUUGAAGACGCGAUUCAUUUACUUUCCUCUUUUCACUCUCGUCGGGAGGAAUUGCCAGCUACACUCUAGACGAUGGCUCCCGAGAAGAAGUCAAAGGCCGGAAAGGGUCAGAAGACCUCUGCUGAAGCCCUGAAGUCAGAGACAAAGGUUGCUUCUGCCUCGCCUGCCCUUCUUGCGUCCAUCACGCAAUUUUUAGGAGAUCAUGGAUACGUUAAAACGAAGGCUGCUUUUAUCGAAGAGCAGAAAGGAAACGCACAUGCCGCAAAAGCCAUGCGACAAUCUCACACCGGCACGGAGGGGAUCCCUUCUCUAAAUGUCAUUUAUGAGCUUUGGGAGGCUCAGAAUGCUGGAAAAGACGCCGAUUACAAUGGCGAUGAGGACUCGGACUCAGAUUCAAGUGUCGCGAGCUCGGAUGUCUCAAUGGAGGACGCGGGCAGCAGCUCAUCCGAGAGCGAGGACAGCUCCGACGACGACAGCAGCGACGAUGAUGGAAAAGGAAAAGCCUCCAAACUGGCUCCGACAGCCAGAGAGAAUCAAUCUCUCAAACGCAAACUGGAAUCAAACUCAUCCUCCUCUGAUUCUGACUCUGACUCCGACUCUGAAUCGGAUUCCGACUCAGACGGCGCUCCCAGUCCGAAGAAAGCAAAGCUGGAGCUGGUUACAAAGAAAUCAGCAGAACCCGAUUCUGACUCCUCCGAAGAUUCUAGCUCUGACUCUGACUCGGACUCGGACUCGGACUCGGACUCUGAUAGCGAAGAAACGAGUGACAAGAAGGCAGAUUCGGGCUCUGAUUCAAGUUCGGAUGCGGAUUCAGACUCUGACUCCUCCGACUCGUCUGACUCCGAUCCAGACUCCGAUUCAGACUCUAUCUCUAAUGCAGAAACCAAGAAAGAAGCAUCAACCCUAAAGAAGGCUAUCAAAACUCCGCUCCCUGAAUCAGACAGCGACAGCUCCUCUUCCGACUCCGACUCCGACUCCGACUCGUCAGACAGUGAUGAUGACGAUAACAUUGCCGAAUCCUCUGCAGCCGAUGAGGGAAAGAAUUCUUCAGAUUCCAGUGCUACCCUGGCAGCAACAUCCGGCCAAAGUGAUUCUGACUUCAAGCCAAAGCCCGCUCCCAAAUCAGUUCGCAAACACGUGGGAGCCAGGCCAACCCCCUUGGCUGCAGCCAGCGAACUGCCUCACAACCACCCAUCUAACGCAUACGUUCCAUAUGCAUAUGCUGAGCGUGCUCACCGUGAUCUGUCAGUCACCCGCGGCAAAGGCUUUACCAAAGAGAAGAACAAGAAGAAGCGUGGCUCUUAUCGUGGUGGACCAAUUGACAUCGGCCCAGGCAAAAGUUUCAAGUUUGAAGACUGACCAGAACCGGAUCUGAACCUAUGCAUCCCUUUAUCCUAGGAGGCUUACUUUACCCACCCCCUUCCCCUCUCUUAUGUUUGGAGUCUAUGUAGCAAGGCGUUUUUGCGUUCAUGGUCCAUGAUUUCUGGGCUUUUCUUUUUCAAGUUCAUACAUGCCAUUUAGCUGGCUAGGAUUGUCCAAUGAAGCCUCGUCCGCGAGCGUACUUCAACUCAAAUAAGCAACAAUAUGGCAAAAAGAAUCAAAAAGUUAGAUGAAUAAAUUCAGUAAUUUCAAUGACGGAAGAAGCGACACAGCCACUGUCGAAGCAUUCGCGUCCGUCAUUAAUGCCUAUGACAUCUGGGGAGACACACCGCGCGUUAUUAAUAUACCACCGGAAUGCUGGAUGACAAUCCUAUUAGUAGAUAGAUAAGAAGACAAGAUACCAAAAUAGAAGGUCUAUUAAUUUAGCCUAAAGGAUCGUCAGUAUAUUAAUAAAACCUUCAACAAACUAUACUAAUAGGGUAGAAUAUUAUAGGUAGAUACCUAUACCUCUUCUAGCUAUCUAAUCUUCGUGGUAUAGAAGACUAUUGUUAACCCUGAUAGAACUAAAAGGGAAAAGGGUUAAGUAGUUAUAGAUAUCCGAGGUCUUAAUAAGAUUAUAGUCCCUGAUAUUUACCUAAUACUAGUAUAAGAUAAGAUAGUUUAACUAGUUAUUAAGUAUAAAUAUAUCUCCGUCUUUAAUACCGUAUCCUUUUUCUAUUAAUAGCGCCUUAGACCAGAUCACCA
Molecule: messenger RNA, 2126 nt
Organism: Trichophyton rubrum CBS 118892
Lineage: Eukaryota; Fungi; Ascomycota; Eurotiomycetes; Onygenales; Arthrodermataceae
Exons: 2
Coding region: 75-1361 (428 amino acids)
Source: RefSeq, a predicted model, not a curated record